GUUAUCGUUUUAUUCUAGGCUUUUGUUUCCGGAGUGGCCCGUUCUUUUUGUAAGGUGCAGGUGAAAUUCCGGUUUCCGUCCAGUUCCCAAAAUAAAUAUGUACUCCGUGCCAAAUCCAGGAAUACCAGGCUGUCCGCCGGGAUUAGAAUAUCUCACACAGGUGGACCAACUACUCAUCAAGCAGAAAGUUGAACUUGUGGAAGCACUUCUUGGUUUUGAAAGUAACAACAAAUAUGAAGUACGUAACAUCAUGGGCCAGAAUGUGUUCUAUGCCGUAGAGGAAAACGACUGUCUGAGUCGACAGUGUUGUGGGCCCAUGCGUUCUUUCACCAUCCACGUCCUGGACAAUUUCGGGCAAGAGAUCAUCACAAUCAACAGGCCGCUCAAGUGCAUGUCCUGCUUCUUCCCUUGCUCCCUACAAGAGCUGGAAGUGCAGGCCCCUCCCGGUAACACAGUGGGGUACGUUAUUCAACAGUGGCACCCGUUCUCCCCUAAAUUCAUCGUUGCAAAUGAACACAAAGAGCCUGUACUGAAGAUCCACGGACCCUUCUGCGGAUGGAGCUGCCUUCCAGAUGUUGACUUUGAGAUUCUGACAAUGGAUGAGAUCAGUAAGAUUGGGAAAAUCAGUAAGCAGUGGACAGGACUUCUUCGAGAAGCUUUCACAGAUGCAGACAACUUUGGUAUCCAGUUUCCCAUGGAUCUGGAUGUGAGAAUGAAGGCCGUAAUGAUUGGCGCAUGUUUUCUGAUUGAUUUUAUGUUCUUUGAGAGUGCCAACGACUAGAAGCCAAACUGGGUUUCCACAUCAGCACACAUAAUUCUUGGAAGAAGAAAUUUAAAAAAGCCAUGAUGAUUAGCC
Thalassophryne amazonica is the source of this 856-nucleotide messenger RNA. RefSeq names its product phospholipid scramblase 1. The coding region runs from base 98 to 781 and encodes 227 amino acids. Gene Ontology annotation, cellular component: plasma membrane. Gene Ontology annotation, biological process: plasma membrane phospholipid scrambling. Gene Ontology annotation, molecular function: phospholipid scramblase activity. Lineage: Eukaryota; Metazoa; Chordata; Actinopteri; Batrachoidiformes; Batrachoididae. The record is from RefSeq and is a predicted model, not a curated record. The transcript is spliced from 7 exons.